ACGGCGGGAUAGUUGAGGCUUGCAGGAGUGGCAGCUCCUCACACAGGAGGACAGUGUGGGACUUUACCGCUGUGGGACAUAACGCAGAUAUUUCAGAGGAAUACUGGAUCUCAAAGCAGAUUGCAUCCACCACGCAGGAAGAAUGAAGUCUCCCAAGCUGAAAUCCCAGGGCAAAUCGAAGUUCAUCGACGAGGAGGACCUGAGCGACGUGCUGUGUGAGUUUGACGCGGUGAUCGAGGACUUCACGUCGCCGGUGGACAAGCGCCACUUCAGGUACGACGAGCACCUGAAGACCAUGAAGAGGAGGAGCAGCGCCAGCGUCAGUGACAGCGGCAUCAGCGACUCAGAGAGUGCAGAGUCGCUCAACAGAAACAGCUUCAGCUUCAGCGACGAGAGACUGAACUCGCCCACCGUGCUCUCCCCUGCCACCACUUCACCCCCCCUCUUGUCACCCAAAGCCAAACUCGGCGACACUAAAGAACUGGAGGACUUCAUCGCCGACCUUGACAAGACAUUAGCGAGCAUGUGACAUGGAGACACGGAGACUCAGACCCAUUUUGGAGUGUAGCCAUGAGGGAUGGAGGGAGUGGAUGUCUGGAUCGCCCACCACACACCCCCACAACACCGGCAACCGCCCAACAGGAAACAGCUGGAUGGCACAGCAGCUGCCAAGAGACUCCACCACGACAUCAGGUCUAGCCAGAUCCCUCCUUUAGUUAGUCUGCAGAGCUGUACACCACCCAGGCCACCUGGACUGUAAGGACUGCAGCAAGGGUCAAAAUUAACAGUGUAGGUAAAUAGUCUUGAGAAUAGUCGUAUGCUAAUGGACUCUGAAAGGUGGUGAGGAAUGAAGAGGAAGAAAAAUAUGCUGCAGAAAACCCAUUGGAAAACAUAUUGUCAGAAUUACAAAUCACCCCUUCUCACACACACACACACAGGUCAGGCUACACCCCCUCAUCCAAAACUUGAGCUGGAAGAGUAUUUAAAAAAUGGCUUUUUAUAAUAGAAGUAUAUUUGUAAUUUUAUAGAGCUGGUUAUUGUAAAUUUAUCCAUAAAAUGUUUUUUUUUUUCUGUGAAAUAUAUUUUUGUAUCUUAUGUAAAUAAUAAUUGUUUCAAAUUCUAUUUGCCUUGGUGUUAAGAGGACGUCUUUGGUCAGACUAAGGUUUGACGCUCGUUGACUGGAGUAAAGUUGGUUUCAUGCUUCUUAACAAAUGUGAACUGAAAUCUUAAUCCUCUCUGAACAAAAACUGGAAAGCAAUACAGUGUAUUUAAUACCGCUAAUGUCUGCCAGAGAUAAUAUUAAAGUAUGAAAGAUUGUUCUUUUA
Messenger RNA from Myripristis murdjan (pinecone soldierfish), 1325 nucleotides. It is a transcript of the gene rgcc, whose product is annotated as regulator of cell cycle. The record is from RefSeq and is a predicted model, not a curated record. Bases 143 to 529 code for a protein of 128 amino acids. Lineage: Eukaryota; Metazoa; Chordata; Actinopteri; Holocentriformes; Holocentridae. Gene Ontology annotation, biological process: regulation of cell cycle. The transcript has 5 exons.